AUGUCCGUCAAACAGGAGACAUCAAGCUCGGGUUCACAAUCGCCCUUUAUGAACGUCGACCAUGGUGUUGUAUUGGACGAGUCACUACCGAACAGUGCCUCUUGUUCAAAGAUGUCGACACCACCACCGUCAACAGCUGCUUCAACGUCGAAAAAAGCAUCACCAUCAGCUCCUCAGCUUAUUGGAGAUCUUCCUAUCGCAAGAGAUGAGGCAUUGGGCACUUUUGUUGAAAUGAGCAACAACUGGUAUCAAUAUAAGUCGCUGGGUCGCUCGAGAGAGCUCAUGGAGAGUAUGACCUGCGAAUGCCAGUUUUCUCAUGGAGACGACCCAGAUAGUGCAUGUGGGCCUAGCUCAGACUGUAUCAAUCGACUCACACAAGUGGAAUGCCUACCGGAUGACUGUCGAUGUGGGGAAUAUUGCAGGAAUCAACGAUUCCAAAAGAAGGAGUAUGCCCCAAUUGAAAUCGUGAAAACUGAGAAGAAGGGAUAUGGGCUCAGGGUUGAGGAGGAUAUUGAAAGGGAUACGUUCAUAUAUGAAUAUGUCGGCGAUGUGGUCAACACACAAUCCUUCAAGAAGAGGAUGCGCGACUACGCGAAUGAGGGCAUAGAGCAUUUCUACUUCAUGAUGCUGCAGAAGGACGAGUUCAUUGAUGCUACCAAGAACGGUGGAAUAGGAAGAUUUGCCAACCAUAGUUGCAAUCCCAACUGCUACGUAGCCAAAUGGACUCUGGGCCGUACCGUGCGCAUGGGAAUAUUUUCAAAACGGAAGAUCAGGAAACAUGAAGAAUUGACGUUCAACUACAACGUCGAUCGAUAUGGACACCAAGCGCAAACUUGUUAUUGCGGAGAAGCGAACUGUGUCGGGUUUAUCGGUGGGAAGACCCAGACCGAUAUUUCGUCUAUGGAUGACCUAUACUUGGACGCCCUCGGCAUUACCGAUGAAAAUGAUCUCUUGGAGAUGAAGGGAACGAAGAAGAAGAAAGGCAAGAAGAUCGACGAUCCUGACUUCAUGCCACAAAUGAAAACCAUCGUCGAGAAGGAUGUACCGAAGGUUGUUCAAGCCUUACGUCAAGUGCAAAGCAAGAAGGUGUUGUAUAAGUUACUCACACGAAUAAAGAUCACCGAGGACGAACCAGCCCUGCGGCAAAUAAUGCGUUUGAGAGGGUUCAGUAUUAUGAAGAACAUUCUCGAUGAUUAUGCCGAAGACAUAGAUAUCAUUGCACUGGCACUACAAUGCAUGAAGUCCUGGCCUUUGGUGGCACGAAACAAAGUGGAGGACUCUCAGGUUUUACCAACGGUUCAAGGGUUCAUAGAGUCGCAGGAUGAACUCGUCAAGGUGCAUGCCGCUCAACUGUGCGAACACUGGUUGUCGCUUGAAUUGGCUUAUCGGAUACCCAAACGCAAUCUGGAGGAGCCAGAGAAGAAGACAUGGACGUCAUGGUCGGAGUCGUAUGUCGGUGGUCCUUCCAAACGUUCGCGUUUCAUCGACGCCGACGAUAACGGUAACCCACUCACAGCUGUUCCAAAAACAUUCUUCCGAUCACGCUCAACAUACACACCUCCACCUCCACCUCGUUCUCGUCCUCGUCCUCCUUCUCCCCCUCGUAUCAAUUUACAUCAUCAAAUGUUAUUCGAGCAAAAGCAAAAGCAGAACGCAGCGGUGAACAAUCUUAUUGCCUCUGUUGCUGAGGAACAGGCUUCUGCUGAAGCGGCAGCGGCAGCGGCCUUGGAAGCUGCGAAAGCCGAGGCAGAAGCGACGAAGCAGUCGAGUAAUGGAGCUGAAGGAAGCGUGUCCAAAAAGAGAGAGAAAGAGAGGAAAAAGAGCUCGCAGAGUGAAGCGGAGAAGGAAGCCAAUAAGGAGAAACGUCUUCAUAAGCUGGUCGGUGCCGUCGUCGUCAAGUGCAUGUCGAAAUAUGCACAUUCCAUAGAACACGACCUGUUCAAGAAAUAUGCGAAAGAGCUCACGGAAAAAAUUGCUGAACGAGAGAAGAAGUCUUCCGCCUACAAGGAAGGCAAACUUGAUUCUCUCUCCGAGGAGAAAACAGCCAAAAUCAAGAAAUACGCCAAGGAGUAUAUUACGAGUAAAGUCCUACGCAAGGCUAACAAGUCUGGGCGACACAAGAGUCGUUCAUCAUCGUCAGUUAUCAAACAAGAGACGCCUUCAGAUGUUACCCCCAACUCAGCGGAUCUAAAUCCCGCUAUGGUAGAUCUGGAUGUCGACGAUGAUUCGGACGUAGACAUGGACAUGGAUCAGGACAGCGACGGGGAGGGUGGCCGCGUGAAGAUUGAGGAGGACGAGAACGGAAUAAAUCCUUACGUCCAUCCCUCCAUGGACCUCAAUCGGUCUUUUAAGAAGGAGGAGGACCGACUAGACGCCGAGGCAUGGCUUCAGCGCCUUCCCACGUGGGAAGAGGCUUCACGAUCGGAGACGGAACUUUCCUAGGGCGUAUUUACGGUACUCUACGUUUUGCUAUAGUACUUCUGUUCCAUCGAAGGAGCAAAGCCGUGGUUCCGAAUCGAAGUGAGAAAUUCUGCCUGUGAACGGAUUGUGACGCGCUGAAGGAUCGCAUACUGUGAGAUAAAAUCUUACCCAGCCGUCCCCAACUUGCGUUUAUGCCCAAUCACUGAGUGAAGUCGACGCAAUUCUCGUAUGUCUGAUGGUUGCUAUAGCCUGAAUACCACCACCACCUAUAUCGAAAAAAUGAACAUGAACCAACUCCGAAUUGGGAUUCAAGUCUGGACGACUCACUGUAUGGCACACGCAUUGGGCUGACUGCACUGCUCUCCCAAGUUCGGAAUAGUUACUUGAAAGUCCGCUGACGAGAGGAAAGGAUGUAAGGGGCCAAGAGACUCAUUUGCGUAAACGGGCCAAGUGAAGAGACGAGCGAUUGGCGUUUGGGUUGCAAGGUUUACCUGAGCCGAAAGAAAUAAACAGGUUAGAAAGGCAUUGAUCGACUGGACGAUUCUGCUAGAAGCGGGACAUCAACGUACGACGGAGACAUUCUGUUCAUAGUUGUCAGCGUGACUGGGUGAAGUUGGCAUCGGUAGGAAGCAUAACUUACAGCCCAACCGGUAUGGCGUGGAUGUAUAAAUAAAAGAUGGCAAACUUGCUACCUGGGCGCCUCGACAGAAGUAAAGGUGGCAAGCUUCCGCGUCGUAAGUCGCAUCUAUCUUGGCUUUGGCGUUCUCAAGCUAUCGUUCCCAGGGUCGUUCAACAUUUUAAACGCCUGGAAUCGCAGUGGACGACUUACGGGACCGGUCAGGUCUGCCGAAGGCUUCAGCCCUCAUUCUGGGAAGAUCAUAGAAACUGGACCGGACACACCAGAUGUCAAAACUUGAUAGACGGCAGCCCCACAAGCGGUUUGAGCAGCAGUUCCAAGCUGGAUACGAAGACAAUAAGUCCAUGUCAACAGGUCAUGCCACAUGUUAACCAACCUUCCGAGGAGUUGGAGUCGUCACACGAGCAUGGGCGAGCGUGUGUACAACCAAGGUCGCAAUGGUUCCAGUUAGCAGCAAGAGCUUGUGCAUGGUGCAGCCUGUUGAGGCAAUUCGCAACGAGAUGGCUUUGCAAUUAUACUGACUGCUCGUGGGUAGGCGGACCGACGGUAACUCUACUCCCCGGAAUCGCGAAGAAGUCGGUUUUACUUCGCCCAGGAGCGAAGGUCGUCUGCUACUUACUAUCAAUACACAUACUGCUAAGAGUAGUAAACGAUUUGAUGGUGACACACCAUAAUUGGCUGACUCUCUGAUCCCCCAAUAGAAUUUCGGAGAAGCGGAUAAAUAUUGUGAGGACAGACCUCAGACCGUGUAUAUCGUCUAUUAAUCCAUCUGGCCUCCUGACUGGGAAUCAGAUCAAAUGAGCAGCGUUAUGAACGCGACGAAAACGCUGAUACAAAAAGAAGCAGCCUUGUUCGCCUGAGUACAAGUUUCGCUGUUGCAUUACGGUUCAAGGCGGGACCAAAAAAACAUCGUUUCAGGCC
Molecule: messenger RNA, 3979 nt
Organism: Marasmius oreades (fairy-ring Marasmius)
Lineage: Eukaryota; Fungi; Basidiomycota; Agaricomycetes; Agaricales; Marasmiaceae
Exons: 16
Coding region: 1-2442 (813 amino acids)
Biological process (GO): regulation of DNA-templated transcription
Cellular component (GO): chromatin; nucleus; chromosome
Molecular function (GO): protein binding; histone H3K36 methyltransferase activity
Source: RefSeq, a predicted model, not a curated record